Aureobasidium musti is the source of this 618-nucleotide messenger RNA. The record is from the annotation of a GenBank genome assembly. NCBI's taxonomy places the organism in Eukaryota, Fungi, Ascomycota, Dothideomycetes, Dothideales, Saccotheciaceae.
AUGACCCUCGACACAGCAAACAACAUCAUAGCCAAUGCUCACCGCGCCUUCCACAACCACGAGAUUCCCCAUCUGGACUUUGUCCGCAUACGGCAGGAUAUAGAAGCCUUGCUGGCUCGUAAAAAUGCCCAAAGUUUGGUCGACAUGGAGGCCCAGAUCCCCCAUCCACGAUACCACCAUCCCAUCCCACCCCUUGUCGCCGAAGCAGAUCCGGCCUUUUUGUCCUCGUCGCAUGAAGACGCCUAUCUCACUCGACUUGACAACAAGCUAGAACCUGCUGCUCUUAGCGACCCUCGCCCGCCCUCACCGCAGCCCCUAUCUAAACUCACACAGCGUGAGUUGGAUCGCGAAGUUGAACUACGAAACCCUCUGUCCGGCGGUGCAGCUCAAACUCCUGCGACCGCCAACAAACGCCGCAAUCUCGCAAAGCAAGUUGGCGAUAGAGCGCUUGAACGAGCUAGAGAAAAGGAAGGAAGCCCAGGGACUAGAGAUGAUGAUCAAACAUACCGACCAAAGGGUGGCCGUAGCAAAAGCAAGCGAAAGAGAGACGAGGGCGAGAACACACCGGCCCGAGGCAAGAAGCAGAGGACGAGUGUCAACAUCCCUUCCGAUGCAUGA